AUGAAGGCAAAAAUUUUAAAUGCCAAAUAAGAGAAUUAGAUGGUGAAUAUUAUGCCAAUAGAAUAAUUGCAUUAAAAGCAGAAAAUGAUACAGCCUAAACGAUAAGAAAUUAGUCAAGUAUUGCUAUCCAAAUAUCUAAAUAUAAAUUGAUGAGUAAAUUUAUAAGGAGUUAAACUAUAUAAAAAUCAGGUUGAGACUGGUAAAAAUGGAUUAAAAGUAUUAAAUUUAUUUAUAUUAAGUUAUUUGAUAGUUUAAGUUCAGGUAGAAAUAGAAGCAAUAAUCCUUCAAUAAUAAGUUCGAAAAGUUUAGAAAAUAUGCAUUAAAAAUUGUCUCAUUUAUAUAAAAAUUAUUCAGUCAAUGAUAUUUCGAAAAUUAAGAAUUUUAGUAAUUAUGCUGUUGAAAAAUAUGAAGAUUUUAAUCAAAAAUCUCAAGACUACCAUAAAAUAUCAAAUUCAUUUAUUAAAUGGAAAAAAAAAGCAUAAUAAAUUUAAAAAGUUAAGACAAAUAAUAAUAUAUAAUAUAGCUAAUCAAUGAUUAUUUAUUCCGUUUAUUCUCAAGAUUAAAAUUGA
Messenger RNA from Paramecium pentaurelia, 569 nucleotides. Lineage: Eukaryota; Ciliophora; Oligohymenophorea; Peniculida; Parameciidae. The record is from the annotation of a GenBank genome assembly.